This is a messenger RNA of Megalobrama amblycephala (Wuchang bream), 2502 nucleotides long. It is a transcript of the gene tpm3, whose product is annotated as tropomyosin 3. Gene Ontology annotation, molecular function: actin filament binding. The record is from RefSeq and is a predicted model, not a curated record. NCBI's taxonomy places the organism in Eukaryota, Metazoa, Chordata, Actinopteri, Cypriniformes, Xenocyprididae. The coding region runs from base 502 to 1248 and encodes 248 amino acids. The transcript is spliced from 8 exons. Gene Ontology annotation, cellular component: actin filament. Gene Ontology annotation, biological process: muscle contraction; actin filament organization.
AGCCCUUAAACCGUUGGGGACAGGGUGGGGUAAUCCGGAAGUGGGGCGAAAAAAAAGGAAGAGUUUAGGCAACUGAACAAAUUGGGUGAAGAGAAAGCAAGGGGAGGGAAAAAGACUUCAUGAUAUUAAAACUCAUUCAUUAAAUCGAAUGAGAAACCGAACGACUGCUUGAACAUCAAAACGCUUGCUCGAGCUAAAUUCAACUUUAAAAGUCUCUGGCGGAGAUAAUUUAUCUCGUUCCUGUUAUUUUUUUUUUUACAAACACUAUUAUUUUGUAACUAACUAGAUUAAAGAAAGCGACGCUCCGAUCUAAAAGACAAGCGCGUGAACCAUCUGAUCCUCACGUUACUUCCACUCGCUCUGCGUUUGACUUGUUGGCGGGGCGUUGGUGCCUUGGACUUUUUUUUUUUCCUCCUUCUCUUCUUCGCGGCUCGGUCCACUACGCUGCUCGAUUGGAAGCUGAUUUAUUCGACCACACUACAGCUAAAGUAAUACAUUAAAAUGGCCGGAUCCAACAGCAUCGAUGCAGUUAAGAGAAAAAUCAAAGUUUUACAACAGCAGGCAGAUGAAGCAGAAGAAAGAGCCGAGAUUUUGCAGAGACAGGUCGAAGAAGAGAAGCGUGCCAGAGAGCAGGCUGAGGCAGAAGUGGCUUCUCUGAACAGGCGUAUCCAACUCGUUGAGGAAGAGUUGGAUCGUGCUCAGGAGAGACUGGCCACAGCCCUGCAGAAGCUGGAGGAAGCUGAGAAGGCCGCAGAUGAGAGCGAGAGAGGGAUGAAGGUGAUUGAGAACAGGGCUCUGAAGGAUGAGGAGAAGAUGGAGCUCCAGGAGAUCCAGCUUAAGGAGGCCAAGCACAUUGCUGAGGAGGCCGACCGCAAGUACGAGGAGGUGGCACGUAAGCUGGUGAUCGUUGAGGGAGAGCUGGAGCGUACGGAGGAGAGAGCAGAGCUUGCUGAGAGCAAAUGCGCUGAGCUGGAGGAGGAGCUGAAAAAUGUCACCAACAAUCUUAAGAGUUUGGAGGCCCAGGCUGAGAAGUAUUCCCAGAAGGAAGACAAGUAUGAGGAAGAAAUCAAGAUCCUCACUGAUAAGCUGAAGGAGGCUGAGACCCGUGCUGAGUUUGCUGAAAGGUCUGUGGCCAAACUGGAGAAAACCAUUGAUGACUUGGAAGAGAAACUGAGAGAUGCUAAAGAGGAGAACGUCAAGAUCCAUGCCACUUUGGACCAGACCCUGAGCGAGCUCAAUAGUUUCUAAGACCUGGAGCAAAAAAAAAAAAAAAAAAGCCGCCCCUUCCCUUCCUGACACCCUCAUCUCAUUUGGCUUCUUUGUCUCUGCACAUCUGAUUCUGCUGUUUUUCUGAUCCCCUGUUCUCUCGUUUUACUGGAGGACGGGCUCACCAAGCCAACCAGCAAAAAUGUGGUGCCUCUCGAUGGUUUGAAAAGUACUUUAAUGUUUCUGGAGCACUUAUUAAGCUUCACUGCUCAUCUCCUCAGAAAAUCCCAAGUGAUUUCAGAAACAAUCUACUAUAGUGUUCCUAAAGUGUCAAAUGUUGUAUGCUAGUCCUGGGGUAGCAUUUUUUUGGGGGGGGGUUUGGUCCAUGAUCAGAGCUUUACGAUUGUGGCAAGUUUUUCCACAUAUCAGCCAAAACUCUCAAUUAUUUUUCUGGAGGGUGAUUUACUUAACAUUUUGUGCCAUAAAAGCCUUCUAGGCAGUCUAAUGCUUGGCUUUAGAUCACUCUACAGCCAUUUUUUCCUGUUGAUCAUGUGACACAGGAUGUUUUUGCUGGUCUUGGUGCCUGAUCCACUUCUCUCCUCUUACCUCUUCAUACUCUUCUCAUCCUGCACAAGUUUCUGCUGCCUGUUUGUCGGCGUCACAGGUUUUGGGACCAAAACCACAUCAUGUGGUCUGUAACAGUAUGCACAACCAUGCCGUGAGGGCCAUUGUUUUUUUUUUUUUUUGUUUUGUUUUUUUUUAUUAAAGGCAUUUGCUUCCAUUUUGGAGUUUUGAGUAAUAUAUGUAUUCAUUGUUUGGGUUUAAUCCCCCUUCAUUUUAACACAAAACUUUUGGCAAACCACUAUAUGAAACUCUGCACUGUUAUGGGCUUAUUGUGGACAUCUUUUGAGCAGAGGAGGCCAAGUCAUAAUUCCUUCAUUCACUCUGGUGGCCUGUUUUGUUAUUUUUCUUUUUUUAUUUGUUUGCUUUAAAGAGCCAUAUUCUACCCAGGGAAGAAAGGGUGAAGAUUAAGUUUUUUAACCGUGGGUUCAAAGAAGUGGCACUGCGAGAUUCGAAAGGUCCAAAAGCCGUGCAGAUCUAAAUAUGUAUUAUGAACACAGUAAAUGGGAGCAAAAAGUAACACUUAAUAGUAUAAAGAUUAAAAAUGGGUGAACACAUAGUUUUAACUGGAAAAAGCCCACAAUGAUGUGUAAUCACUUUGUUACUGUCUAUAUCUUGUGUAAUGAUACCUAAAUUCUUUUUUAAAUAAAGACCAUGAUUUUUACUGUCACCGAA